AAGCGAAUUUCGCGGCUCGAGACUUGGAGAAGGGACCAGACGGAGCCGCCCGAGAGCACAGCAACAGCCUCUCUCUCUCUUCCUCCUCCUCCAUCCUUCUCCCUCUCCGAUCGCUCCUCCUCCUCCUCCGCGUGGGCGUCGCGCCUCCGCCCCCGCCGCCGCCCCCGCGCACCCUCGCUCCACAAAGGUUUCUCGCUUUAAGGCAUCUGCAAUCUGUGGCACACCUUUCAUAAGCUAGUAUAUAUAGCUGCCAGAUCACCCUUCCACAAGUAUGAAUCCUUAUUUCGUUGGCUUUCUUGUGCCCAUCGUGGUAUCUCUUCUGCUCCAGAAAAGGAGAAAGGUCGGAAAUAAGAGAGGGGUGCCAGUUGAUGUCGGUGGAGAGCCUGGCUAUGCUAUCCGCAACCAUCGAUUUGAACAUCCCGUUGAAACGCAUUGGGAAGGGAUCACCACACUUGCUGAGCUGUUUGAGAAGUCCUGCAAUGAAUAUCUCCACAUGCCCCUCCUUGGCACCAGGAAGCUCAUUUCAAAGGAAAUGGAAUCAUCGCCUGAUGGGAGGUCCUUUGAGAAGCUUCAUCUGGGGGAGUACGAAUGGAAAUGCUAUGCUGAGGCCUUCAAGAGCGUUUGUAACUUUUCAUCUGGACUGAUUCGGUCAGGUCACCAGAACAAUGAGCGUGUUGCUGUUUUUGCUGAGACACGGGCCGAAUGGCAGAUUGCACUGCAGGCAUGCUUCAGACAAAACAUAACAGUUGUCACCAUCUAUGCCUCCUUGGGGGAGGAAGCACUAUGCCACUCACUAAAUGAGACAGAGGUCACUACUGUUGUAUGUGGUCAGAAGGAAUUGAAGAAGUUGAUUGAUAUAAGUUGGCAACUUGACACUGUCAAGCGUGUGAUCUACAUCAAUGAGGAAGGCAUCUCAGCUGAACUUUCUCUAGCUCGAAAUAGCACUAGCUGGGCACUUGAGUCAUUUGAUGAAAUAGAUAGAUUAGGAAGUGAAGCACCUGUUGAUGCAAGCAUGCCUCUCCCAUCUGAUGUUGCAGUGAUAAUGUACACAAGUGGUAGCACUGGAUUGCCCAAGGGAGUUAUGAUGACACACCGCAAUGUCCUGGCUACUCUUUCAGCUGUUAUGACCGUUGUGCCUGAACUAGGCAGAAAGGAUAUUUACAUGGCCUACCUCCCACUUGCACACAUUCUUGAGUUGGCAGCUGAGGCACUUAUGGCUGCUGUUGGGGCCUCCAUAGGAUAUGGAUCAGCUUUGACCCUGACUGACACAUCAAGCAAAAUAAAAAAGGGAACUCUAGGUGAUGCUUCUGCACUAAAGCCAACACUGAUGACUGCUGUACCUGCUAUACUUGAUCGUGUCCGUGAUGGUGUGAGAAAAAAGGUAGAUGCAAAGGGUGGUGUGGUGAAGAAAUUAUUUAACAUUGGUUAUAACCGUCGGCUUUCUGCUAUCAACGGAAGUUGGCUGGGUGCAUGGGGAGUAGAGAAAUUGCUGUGGGAUAGGCUCAUCUUCACAAAUGUGCGUGCAAUAUUGGGAGGAAAGAUUCGUUUUGUACUCUCAGGUGGAGCACCCCUGUCCGGAGAUACUCAGAGAUUUAUCAAUAUAUGUCUUGGGGCUCCAAUAGGCCAAGGGUAUGGGCUGACUGAAACUUGUGCUGGAGCAACAUUUUCCGAGUAUGAUGACACAUCUGUUGGACGUGUUGGUGCUCCACUGCCUUGUUCAUAUAUUAAGUUGAUCGACUGGGCUGAAGGUGGAUACUUAACAACUGAUUCACCAAUGCCUCGGGGGGAAAUAGUCAUUGGAGGUCCCAAUGUAACUAAGGGUUAUUUCAAGAAUGAAGCUAAAACGAAUGAAGUCUAUAAGGAGGACGAAAGAGGUCUGCGAUGGUUCUAUUCUGGUGACAUCGGGCGUUUCCACCCAGAUGGCUGCCUUGAAAUCAUUGACCGUAAGAAAGAUAUCGUGAAGCUUCAGAAUGGUGAAUAUGUAUCUCUUGGAAAGGUGGAAGCUGCGCUGGCUAUGAGCCCGUAUGUUGAGAACAUCAUGGUCCAUGCUGAUCCUUUCCACAGUUACUGUGUUGCACUUGUGGUAGCUGCACGUAAUGAGCUAGAAAAGUGGGCACUCCAGCAAGGAGUUACAUACACUGAUUUCACAGAAUUGUGCCAGAAUAAAGAGGCUGUUCAAGAAGUGCUUGGAUCUUUAGCGCAGGCUGCGAAGCAAACACGACUGGAGAAGUUCGAGAUGCCAGCCAAAGUCAAGCUGAUAUCCGACCCAUGGACCCCCGAGUCGGGCCUCGUCACAGCUGCCCUCAAGCUCAAGAGGGAGGUACUUAGGAAGAAAUACGAGGACGAUCUGGCUCAGUUGUACGCCUGAUGGUUCUGCCUGAUUCCCUCAUCUAAGUGACGUAGAACAGAGCUCGGUAUUGAUAAAUUGUGAUGUCGAGGUAAAUUGAUCAUCUGAGAGAGUAGAUUUGCUGUCUAGGGGAUGUUUCCCUUACGCUGAGAAGCAAUUUUGUUCUUAAAGUGCCUAGUUUUGCACUUCACUUCCCACCAGGUAUCUAGCAUAAAUCCCACCUUAUUUUCAGUGCAUUGUACAUCUCUUAUCGAAACAUAGUAUCCAUCAUCUAGACGAAACGUGUGGUGGGCUCUCAGUUUGGAUAUUUUUAGCUGGAAAUAUCAUUACCUUUA
Molecule: messenger RNA, 2682 nt
Organism: Brachypodium distachyon (stiff brome)
Lineage: Eukaryota; Viridiplantae; Streptophyta; Magnoliopsida; Poales; Poaceae
Product: long chain acyl-CoA synthetase 9, chloroplastic
Exons: 12
Coding region: 272-2368 (698 amino acids)
Cellular component (GO): endoplasmic reticulum; membrane
Molecular function (GO): long-chain fatty acid-CoA ligase activity
Source: RefSeq, a predicted model, not a curated record